CCUCCACGGCAACCGCCAAGUGGCGUCUCCACGACCGACCGCUCGCCUGGCGCGCGCUGCUCCGCCACCGUUCGACGCCCCUCCGGCGUCGCAGGACAUGUGACCCUAUUCACAAGCGACCUGUCGCCGAGGUCAGAGAUGGCGCCAAACUCUGAGGAGGAUGGCUCGCGACUUUCCACUGUUCAAGAUGCCGGCUGGAGCCUCGAGGAAGCCAACAAGGAGCAGCUGCGGCCGCCGGUGUACAACCCGGAGGACUACGCGGCGGCGCUGCGCAAGUGGGGGCGCCGCGGCACGGGGGGCGCAGCGUCCGCCAUGCCUGGCGUCGCGGCGCUGGCGGCGGACGGGGGUUCCCCGCGCGACCACCACCGCCGGCACGGCCACGGCCACGCGACCUCGCAGCACCAGCAGCCGCCGCAGCAGCAGCCAGAGAUGAGUCUGCGCCAGUUCAGCAGCGCCUCGGAGCUGCUGGCCAAGCUCAGGGCCGACCUCCGGCUCGCUUACCCUAGCUUCGUGCAGGAGUUCAUCGGAGACCCGCUGGACGGCGUGACGCUGCUGCUGGAGCUGCUGCGCGCCGUGCAGCAGCCGGCGCCUGGGCAGGGCGGCGGCGCGGGGGCGGGCGCCGGGGGCGGCGGGGGCGGCGCCGGGGGCGGGCGGCGCGCGCUGCUGGACGAGCUGGCGUGCCUGCAGUGCCUGCACGCGUGCCUGCGGCUGCCCGACGCCGCGCGCCGCCUCGCCAGGUCGCCCGCCGGCCUCUACACGCUCGCCGUCUGCGUCAUGAGCAACGCCACCAAGUCCAGGGUCAUCGCGCUGCAGCUGCUGACGCGCGCCUGCGAGCCGCCGGGCUGCGGCCACGCGGCCGUGUCCGAGGCGCUGUCGACGCUGCGGCUACGGCUGGCGGAGCCGGUGCGCUUCCGCCUACUGGCGGGGAUGCUGGGCAGCGCCGGCGGCUGCCCCGACCUGCCCGCCGCCGGCCUGCGCUUCCUCAACACCCUGCUGGAGACGGCGCCCGGCGAGCAGGCGCGCCUCUACCUGCUCGCGGAGCUCCGCCAGGCCGGCUUCCAGCCACACGCGCUCGCCCAGGUGCUGCCCGCGGGCUCGGCGGCGGCGCAGCAGCUGCAGGCGGAGCUGUCGCGCUGGCAGCGCAACCAGGUGGACGUGGCGCAGCUGCGCGCCCGGGCCGCCGCCGCCGAGGCAGAGACGCGCGCGCUGCGCGAGCAGGUCGCCAUCCUCGAGCAGCGGGUACAGAUUCUGCAAGAGGAGAAAGGGGUGCUCGUGUCACUGGAGAGGUGCCUGAAAGACCGCUGUUCGGAACUGGAGGCGACAGUUAAGAGGCAGCAGCAGCAACAACAUCAACAACAGCGCCAACAGCAGAAACAGACGGACGCGGGGGGCGGCGGCUCGACUCCCGCCGAGGACGAGGGCAUCAGCUCCUCCGACCAGGAGCACUCGCUGGAGGAGCGCGAGCCCAUGGUGUACGAGCUCUUCCACGUGCACAACGACACCAUCCUCAUGCAGGAGACCAGCGUCGACGACGGCCCCGAGCCCAGCGAAGCCGAGGGCGGAGCCGCGGCCGACGAGGACGAAGAGACGACCAUCGACGAGGUGAUCGAGGAGCUGCGCAACAUCAUCAACGACGCGGAGACGGAGGCGUACGCGGCCGAGGCGGCGGCGGUAGCGAAGGCGGGCAAGCGCAAGGAGGAGCCGCUGCUGAUCGCGGAGGAGAGGCCGCCCGCCGUGGGCUUCACGGUGCGCAUCCAGGCGCUGGAGCGCGAGGCGGAGAUCGUGCCGGCCAGACUGCUGCCGCAGCCGCCGCGCCGCGCCCGCAGCCUGGUGCAGCUGGCGCCGCGCGCGCACGCGCACUACGUCUCCUCCAGCGCCGCCAAGAGCGCCUCCUUCUUCGACGACGACGAGGAGUCGCCCGUGCACUCCAGCGAGGAGGAGGACUCCGACUCCCUGCUCAGCAGCGCCGCCAGGGACCACUGCGGCACAAAGAAGUGGACAGUGAGGGAGGCGAAGUCCACGGCGGCGCUGAGGCUGAAGCUGGCGGGCGCGGCGGCAGGCGAGCGGGGUGGCGGUCGGCCGGUGCGGCGCAGCGAGUCCUUCCACCAGGUGCUGGCCGGCGACCCCGAGCGCCGGCAGCGGCUGCAGGGCCGCUGCGGCAGCUUCGACGGCCUCUUCUGCGUCACCGACUCGCCGCGCAGCCGGCCGCGGUCGCCGCCCUCUACCGCCGUGGUGCCCACGCUGGCGCGCAACCGCCACCACUCCAAGAGCCUCGACUGCAUCGACGAGGGCCUGCACGCGCUCGUCGACGUGGUCGUCGCGUCGACGGCCGCCACCGCCGACCGGCGCAGCAGCGGCCGCGGCUCCACCACCGACGAGUGGAGUCUCGAGUGGGACAAGAACUACCUGGCGGCGGCCGGCGCCGGCUCGCCCUCGCUGGCCGCGUCACCGCCCCCGCCGCCCAUCGCCAUCGUGCCCGUGUCGCGCUUCCCGGCCGCCGCAAAGCGCUACCCGCCCGACGGCGCCAGCAAGCCGCCCGUCUACCUGCCCGCCGCCACGCGCAAGAACUCCUUCGACGCGCCCUUCCUGGUGCGCGGCGGGCACGGCAACGCGGGCCUCUACUCGGGCCGGCAGGCGCUCUCCAGGGAAGCCAUCGCCAAGCACAGCGCCAGGGCCCGGAGCGCCUCUUCCGCCGGGGCCACGCCGGGCCGGAAAGUGUCCGUCAGCGUCAAGGUCACCGACCUGCCCUCCGGACUCUACUAGGGCACCUUUCCCCAGCAUACGAAAACACAGACUUCAGCACCACCUGUGCGUCAUUUGUUUCUACACAACACACCAUCAUUUGUUUCUGCAUCUCGAAUUUUGAUUUUCUACCAGAGUGUUGCUGUUUUCCACCUGCCGCGGAGAAUAUGUCUUUUCCCACAUAAAUCGUGCCCGAGAUAGUCGCCAGCAGGGACAAUCUAUAAGGAUAAGUCAAAAAGUAUCAGUGUUUAUUUAUGCCAUCCACGAUUGUCUUUUAUUUAUUUCUAGUACGACGCGUUUCGGCAAAUGAUUCUAAUUUUCGAGUGCAUUCUUUCGCAUUUAUACGUAACAUUUUCGAUGUGUGGCAUGCUGCAUUAUUCUGUUGUAAUUAGUGAUGGAUAUUUAUAUACAGUUAAUGACUAAUUUGCAAAAGGAAUUUUUUUACUUGCAGUUUGCUUGUAGUUAUUUCAUAAACAAACCUAUUGUUUUUACAGUCACAGACUUUACAACCAUUUGCAGUAGAAAAAACAAAACAAAAUUUAUCUCCACAACAUUUUUAGUUUAUUACAACAACAUUACAAAAUUAGCAAUGGCACAAUUUUCCAACGUAGUCACCCUGCCCUCAGUCCUCUCUUCCACAAACUAACUCCUUCAGAAGUUUUUUUCAUUGAGGACGGCUUCCUUUAACUCUUCAUCAGAAGUGGGUCUGCAGCCUCUUAAACCAUCUUUAAGUUGGCCACAAAAUGUAAAUAGGGCAGGACGAAAUUAGGCCUGCGUGCAGGAUGCUCCAAGCUUCAAAAUGCAUACUCUGAAGAGUUAGUACGAGCAGCGAUAUGUGAACAUGCAUCAUCGUGCAAAACAAUAACAGUAUUUGACAAUAAAUCUUUGCAUUUGGAUCAAAUUGCAGGCCUCAACUCAUUGCAGACCACGUGACUGUAACAUUCACUGUUUACUGUCGAUUCCUUUUCUAGGUACUGUUCCAAUGGACCCAUUCGUGUGUCAAAAAACUAUGAACAUAACUUUUCUAGCAGAAAGUUUACUCCUGAAUUUCUUUUCGGUUGGAGAUCCAUUCCAUCUUCCUGCAUUUGCUGUCGGGUUCAGAGUGUUUACUGCCAGUGGAGAUUAAUUUCAAAAGCAUUUCCAUUUCGUUAGCAUGAUGGUCUAGUAACUGCUGGAACAUUCUUAAAAGGCUGCACUUGGGUUCUUUAUUGAUUUGUUUUUGGAUCUAUUUUGCACAGACUUUAUGCAAAUUGACCCUGUUAUGAAUGAUGUCUCGUACAGAACUGUAACUAAUGUGCAGUUGGUUUUCCACUUCACCGACAGUCAUAUGUAGGUUAUUCAAAAGCAGGUCACAGACUUGCUCAAUAUUGACAUUAGUAGUUGAUGUGAAGGGACAUCCUGCACUUUACUUGUUCUUCAUCCUCACAUGGCCACUUCUGAAUUGUUGAAUUCACUUGUAAUCACUUUGCCAAGCCUGUCCUGAAACUGUUCUAGGUUUUUAAGCUCCUGGUAUACUUUCAGAAAAAAAAAUAUUGUGGGACCUUGGCCCUAACUGAUGCAAAUGGAGAGUAGUGCAGCCAUGUUUAUUUUGCAACAGAGCAAAGAAAACUGAUGUGACAAUGCACAAGUAAAGUGAAUGGUGCCAUCUAGUGGCUGGCAACUGCACUAAGCUGUACCACUAACCAAAAGACAAAUACAAAGAACGUGCAGAUACUUAAUGACAUAUUCAUGUAUUAUCAGACACUGCUAAUUCAAAGCCUGUACAGAUAAUAAGCUGUACCUGAACAAAUUGGAACACUGAAAAUAUGAACCAACAACUACUCAGAAUUAGUUUAAAAGAAAAUGUCUAAAGUGUUGCACUGAAAACAAAAUCAACUUUUGUGUAAAUCAUUUAUUUCCCAAAAUGAAAAAACAGAAAAUAUCAUUUUCACCUGCAGAAGGAAUAUGUUUCAACAGGAACUCAGAUAUAGAUUUUUAAGUUAGUAUUUAGUGAUUUGUGCAAUAUAUUUAUAUACAGCUGUUUGAUGUCUGUAGGACCAGCAAACAGAUGCAUUUAUUGGCAAACAACUGCUUAUCAUCUUCAUUGCAAGUGUGUUAAUAUUGAAUUGUCAUGCCUAUGUUAUUUCCCAUGUACAAAUUUCGUUAUGCCCCUCUGUUCUCUUAUUCUUCUGAGUAAACAACUGAAAAUCACCAUGCACUGAAAUCUAUGCUUUCUGUUGCUAUGUAGCUCCUUCCACAACUUUUGCAUCCUAGGUACUCUAUCACUGUACUUGACUUAUAGUCCAAACUGUUUGCCUGUUUGUAUUUUGAACAUGUGUUCCUGGAAAACUUGCCAAUUUUGCAUGUAUUAUUAUUGCUGCAGUAUCUAUUUGUCAGUUACUGUACUGAUUAAUGUCAUGUCAAUUUUGUGCUCUAUCCUGUAACAGACUAAAGUGAUUCACAGCCAAUAAGUAAUGAUGUGAAGAUCACAUAAUGCUUAAACUUUCUGCCUGGUAUGCCUUUUGAAUUUCCUCUUCCUAGCUUGGUUCACAUAUGUGACUAAGACACCCAUGUUUUUCUCCUAAUGCAGUAUGAAUGUUAAAAUUAUUCUUGAUGAUAAAUAGAGAUUUUAUGGAGCUACAAUAAUAACAGCCACAUUUGCACUAUGGAAGAAUAAGCAAUGUGUAGUCAUUGUCGUAGAUAGGAGAGUUUACAUUUUUUUGAAUGAAGAAGCAAUGUAGACCUACUGCAGUUAAAGCAGAAGAAGAAACCAUUGUUUAUAUAUUUGAUCUGAUGAUUUACAGAAAGAAUCUUCUCUUUCAGAAGAAGAAAUACUGAUUUCCUAACAUUUUACAAAGUGAAUCGUGCAAUAUAUUUAUACAUUACAUAUAUAGUGUUUAUAGUGAACUGGUGGAAUUUUGUAUAAUUACCACACUUUUUAAUCACUUUUUUGGGGAAUUAUGUUAUUUUGAUGAGAACCUGACCAUGAAGUACAUUAGGCAUCUUUUCAAAGAACCUUCACUCACGACAUUACCACAAAUAAAAAGAAUCUGUACCUGCUUCUGUCAAGAUAUUUCCAUGACAUUACAUUUUCUGAGCAAAAAAUCAGAAAUUUCUGAAAUAAGGAAAAAAUAUUUUUUUGCAUCUUAAAUAAAUGAAACCAUGUAUAAGUACCUGUUGCGUGUAGACUCAUAGCAUCUUUUAAAACACAUGAGACCAUUUUAAGACUAUUCUUAUUUUAUACUUUUUCAGUGAUUUUCUGUGAAUUUUCUGCCCUACCAAGUUAAUUAUCCCUUGAUGAUUUUCAGCUUAUUUUCUUAUCCUGUCAUGUGUUCUAUAUUACUUUACAUAUUUUCUCUAUUUCAUUUGUUCUCUAAAUUUGUUCUUUAAUAUUUCAUUACUACCUAAGUAGUCCAUCUUGUACAUCAGUUGCAAAUUACUCUUUCUCAUAAUUAUGAUAUGAUGACUGACCUGACACCUACAACACGUUGUUAACAUGGAAAUAGUUUUGUCUUCCUUUCUCUCCGGAGAGAGCCGAAUGGAGUUCCAAAAAAACUGUGAGCAAAUAGUACUCAUGAAACUGACACUGCAAAGUCCUGCACAAUGAAAUGAAUAACUAUUGGAAAUUGUAAAAAUUGGAAGCACAAGAAUCUAAAUAAAAAUUUAAUUAUAUAAGAAAGUCUCUUCACAAAUAUUCAGUGCACAGUAAAAAUAAAGGAGUGUGUAGGAACAGUUUGUCCAUAUGUAUGUGUCAGAAAAUCGCAGUUGCUUCAUCAUAUAAUACUGAAUGGGUGCUUUUUUCCCCUGUUUUCCAGAGAUGACAUAUUUAGACUGCACUCUCUUCCCUCCUGUUACAAAUUUCUAAGCACAGAAAAAAAUGUUCAUUUCAUGAGUACUUGAUUAUUUUCACAAGUGAAAUAUUUAAAUAAUUCUUCUAACAUAUGAAUAAAAUGUAUUUCUGUUUCUCCUUAAUUUUAUGUGUGACAGCCAUUCUAAUAAUUUGCAUUUAUGAACUACCCAUGUUUCAUUCUAUUAAGAAAGCAUUGUUAUUGAAAAAAGAUGCCAAUUUUAUUAAUAUCUUUUAUAUUUUGUACUGUGUACAAGCCUUACAACAAGUUGAAAAUUUUAUAUAUUUCCUUUAUUUGAUGUGAGACAUUUUUUUCCUUUGUUAAUAUUUGUAUGGCAGUUUUUUGGCAGUCAUCCAUUACAGAGUAAUUCUGGCCCAGGAAAGAAUUUUAGUUAAUAUGCCAACCUAUUAUAAGAUACUAAAAUGUAAGCAGGUAAUUAUAACUAUACAAGUAUCAGUUUAAUGGCUUUUGUAAAUUUUUGAAGAGAUGCCAACAUGGUCAGCUGUCUGGGAUCUUCUUUAUCAUUCCAUACUUGAUGCAAUUAUAUUAAGAAAUAACUUAAUGUUCAUACACUGGCACUGCAUGUUUUGCUUCACAACAGAAGCAAAAUUACUGGCAUCUGCUGUUUGAAAUCAAUGAAAUAUUACCACAGCUGAUAUGGUUCUGCAUGUUAUCAGAAUCAUACACAGUCAAAUUUAGAGUUUAGUAACACAUUUGCUUUACUGGUGCAAAUUUAUCUUUCAGACACUGUAAUUAGUAAUUUUUAUUUGUACAUAGUCUAUGAAACAGUGUGAUCUCAGAUUACAUUUUAACAUGAUUUAGAUCUUUUGUAAUGUGUCACAUUUUCAAGAAAAAUAAAGGA
This is a messenger RNA of Schistocerca serialis cubense, 7431 nucleotides long. RefSeq lists its product as uncharacterized. The record is from RefSeq and is a predicted model, not a curated record. Gene Ontology annotation, cellular component: cytosol. Gene Ontology annotation, biological process: regulation of cell shape; cortical actin cytoskeleton organization; cell migration. Gene Ontology annotation, molecular function: actin filament binding; small GTPase binding. NCBI's taxonomy places the organism in Eukaryota, Metazoa, Arthropoda, Insecta, Orthoptera, Acrididae. The transcript has 10 exons. The coding region runs from base 139 to 2763 and encodes 874 amino acids.